UUUUGUUUAAGUUUUGAUUGUACUAUAAAACUGAAUAAAUUAAAUUAUUAACCUGUUCCUUAGUGAAAUCAUAAGAAUUUUGCUGAGCUAGAUUUGAAAAACUAACAGGCUGGCGUCAGAAAAUUAUACUAAGAAAAUGUUGGACGGGUGGUAUUGCCGCUCCAUAGCCAAUAUGCAGGCGAGCGAGGCCGCCAGCAUCAGCAACAACGUGCCCGCAGAGCCGCAGCCGCCGCCGCGCGAAGACUACUCCAGUGACAGCAGUAGCGAACCAGAGCCGGAGACUAACUACAAGUCACAUUACCUUACACUUAAGAAAAAGCUGAAAUAUCUUAUUUAUGAAAACGAGUGCUUCCAAGAUGCUCUGAGAUGCAGCCAGAAGAGGCUCCUUAAGGUGUCCCGGGACCGCAGCUUCCUCCUCGAUAGGCUGCUGCAGUAUGAGAAGCCGGAUAGCAGCACUUCAGAGAGUGAUGAAACAGAAUCCUCUGAUGACGCAGAUUACAACCGUGCAGAUGCUUUGAAAAGAAAGAAAAUCGAAGCGACUGCUGCCCACCAAACUGUCUCUGCUGUUGCCACACCAAACAAGAAUGCCAACACUGUGAAAAGAAAAAGAGCAGUUGUUCCUAAAAAGCCUCCUAAUGCUACACACCUUCACCAAACCAACAUGGCCAUGCUGUCAAAGGCGUCCCCCGCUCUCGGCUUCGGCCUGUCGCCCGGGGACGGGCACAUGACGCCCGAGGAGGUGGAGCGACAUCUGCAGUCGCGGCAGUCCUAUGUGGAGCUGCUGCCUGAGCGUGCGCCGCCAACUGUACCUACGGAGAUGUUUAGUAACGACCCAUCACUUGACAGUGAAUCAAAUGAUGUGCUGGAGAACUCCCCAAAUGUUGAAGAGUGGUUCGAUUAACUUAAGCUUUUACGUAGAAAUAUUUAAGGAAAAUAAGAUAAUUGUAAUGUCAUUAAGUAAGUGCAUUCAUUGAUUUAAUAUUAAAGAUGUGAUUUGUGUA
Messenger RNA from Cydia fagiglandana, 1001 nucleotides. RefSeq names its product INO80 complex subunit E. Bases 137 to 901 code for a protein of 254 amino acids. Gene Ontology annotation, cellular component: nucleus; Ino80 complex. The transcript is spliced from 6 exons. NCBI's taxonomy places the organism in Eukaryota, Metazoa, Arthropoda, Insecta, Lepidoptera, Tortricidae. Gene Ontology annotation, biological process: chromatin remodeling. The record is from RefSeq and is a predicted model, not a curated record.